This is a messenger RNA of Panicum hallii, 1450 nucleotides long. Its product is annotated as rust resistance kinase Lr10-like. Gene Ontology annotation, molecular function: ATP binding; protein kinase activity. The coding region runs from base 22 to 1326 and encodes 434 amino acids. Lineage: Eukaryota; Viridiplantae; Streptophyta; Magnoliopsida; Poales; Poaceae. The record is from RefSeq and is a predicted model, not a curated record. Gene Ontology annotation, biological process: protein phosphorylation. The transcript has 2 exons.
GACCCAGUUCGGCAAUCGGAUAUGUCGUCGGUUGAUGCAACAACAGGCGGGAACAUUGCAAUAUCCAUCGUGUCCGUGAUCACCGGCGGGAUAGUGAUAAUCGUGGUAUCGGUGCUCGUGUACAAGUGCUGCAAGCUGCGCAUCAUGCGCAAGUACGGUGGCCUUCCGCAGCCGGCGGUGCUGCCGACGGUGGAGAUGAGGACGGCUGCAGCACCAAUCGUCGGCGGCGGUGGCAGCACGGCGACGAUGGCUAGCGGCAAGAUCAGCAGCAGCUAUGGCGCGGUGGACGUCGUCAAGAACAGGCCCGUGAGGUUCAGCUCGCUGCAGCUGCAGGAAUUCACCGGCAACUACGCUGAAAAGCUCGGCGCCGGCGGCUUCGGCGUCGUGUAUAGUGGCCAGAUCCCCCUCCCGGAUCACGGCAGCCUGCAGGUGGCCGUGAAGGUCCUCGGCAGUAACAUGGGGCGGCGCGCCGAGGAACAGUUCAUGGCGGAGAUCGGCACUAUCGGCAGGACGUCGCACGUCAAUCUCGUCCGGCUCUACGGCUUCUGCUUCGACGCCGAGCUCAAGGCGCUCGUCUACGAGUUCAUGCCCAACGGCUCGCUGGACCGCCACCUCUUCCACGACGACGGCGACAAUGGGAACGGUGGCCAGCUCAUGUUCGACAAGCUCUACGACGUCGCCGUCGGCACGGCGAAGGCGAUCCGGUACCUCCACGACGAUUGCGAGCGGCGGAUCAUCCACUACGACAUCAAGCCCGGCAACGUGCUCCUCGACGAGGACUUCCGUCCCAAGGUGGCCGACUUCGGGCUGGCGAGGCUGUGCGAGCGGGAGAGGACGCACAUGACGAUGACCGGCGGCGGGCGGGGCACCCCGGGGUACGCGGCGCCGGAGUUGUGGAUGGCGGCGCCGGCGACGCACAAGUGCGACGUGUACAGCUACGGCAUGCUGCUGUUCGAGAUCCUGGGGCGGCGCAGGAACUACGUCGACGGCGGCACGCAGGACGAGAGCGUGGAGCGAUGGUACCCGCGGUGGGCGUGGCAGCGGCUGGAGCGCGGGGAGACGGAGGCGCUGGCGGCGCGGGCGCUGGCCGGCAAGGCCGGCAAGGAGGGGAGGAAGAAGGUGGAGCGGAUGUGCGCGGUGGCGCUGUGGUGCGUGCAGUACCGGCCGGAGGACAGACCGCCGAUGAGCGGCGUGGUGCGGAUGCUGGAGGGCGACGAGGACGUCGCCGCGCCGGCCGUGAGCCCCUUCGCGCAUCUUGACUCCGAUCAGCAGGUGGCGCAAACUUUCACGGCGGACACCACUACCACGUUCGGCUCCGCCGCGUAAACAUUAGUUCUUCCGGUCCAUUCCUCCUGGAAGUAUUAGGUCUUGUAGUUUUAUGCAUAUUUGCCUUCCAUGUACUAGCAGCUUACUUCUAAUGGAUUGAUUGGUCAACUUCGUAGUAACAAAA